AUGAACUAUCAGAACAACAACAUUUUCAAUCCACAAAGCAAUGCAGAAGGCUGGAACUUCAUGGACUACACCAGCAACUCUCAACAACAGUCAUCAUCAGAAGCACCGCUGCAAGAACCUGUUGCAUUUGAAGACUUCCAGUUUAGUUUGGGCUUGGACCCUGAGUUUGCCAUGCCUAUCCCUUUGGAUAUAUCACCACCACCUCCUGCUAUGAAUGAAGGCGAUUUCUACAACAUGGAAGCUGUGCCUGCUCCCAUGAAUCAUGCUGUACUGGAUGAACAAGACCACAAGGCAUUCAGCCAGUUUUUGGAUCAGUUUUUCGUCGACCCAAACAUGCAAAUAGACCCUCAAUAUACAAUGUUCGAUACGCAACAUCCUCCUCCCAUGUCUCUGGAUAACCACCCUUAUCAACAAGCAGACGAGGAAUAUCAUCGUCAGUCUUCCAUUUUGCAAUCUCUGGAUGAGCAAAAGAGAUACUACAACAAGGACACUGAUAUGCACCACCACCAUCAUCAACAGCACGGCCAAUCGUAUCAAGACAGACCUGGUGCUGUCUAUCUUCAGCAAAGUAACGCCAUCACUGCACCCUUUAUCAAAACACCUGUUUUACGUGAAAAUGCAUCUUUGAGCAAGCAAUCAUCAGAGGAGAAUGAUACCUCGCAUAGUCCUGGCUCCAGUCAUAGUGGUGGCAACCAGGGCAACACUAGUGGUGGUGGUGGUGGUGGUGGUGGUGCCAUCAGACGUGGAAAGCCUCACAAGGAGCUAUUGACUGAAGAAGAAAAACGCAACAACCACAUUGCAUCAGAACAAAAGCGCCGUAGUAUGAUCAGAUCAGGAUUUAAGGAUCUAACAGAAAUUGUUCCAACCCUGAAGAACAUCAACAACUCGAAAAGCACAGUUUUGUUCAAAGCAGUUGAUUACAUUAAAUACCUCGAUAAGAGAAAUAGAAACUUGAGAGAAAAGAUCAAGAAUUUGGAAGUACGUGUCGAAGUGGAAGGUCGAAUGGGUAUCUUGAGCAGCAGACCAUCGUCGACUGCUACCAGUCAGCCUUACUACAAAUCAUCCUCCAUACCAGCACCGUCAACAACAGCGGUUGCUCAGCCACGCAGAGUAGAAUCCAGUGCCAUCCAACAUGCAAAUAUCCAUACUACUACUACUACUACUACAUCUACAUCUACUACUACUACAUCUACAUCUACUAAUACCUCAUCAGCAGCACCGCCUACCAUUAGUAACAAGACGGCAUCUGCUGCUCUUUUACAACACAAAACGCAGCAAAAACAGUUGAUGGAGCUCCAGGAAAAGUUACAAUUACAUCAAAAGAUGUUGGCUCAGCAACAACAACAGCAGCACCAGCACCAGCACCAGCACCAGCAACAAAAAUCUUCAGUAGCAGCAACAGAUCUGAAUAGACCAUACCAUAUUUAUGAUCAAUCUCAUCACCACCACCGUUGGCAUAAUGAAAAGACACCUGACACAAAGAUGGAAGUGGAUGCAACCACCGCUGCUCCUCCCAGCGAUUCUUUGAUCAAGGCCACCGUAUCUGCUUGA
Molecule: messenger RNA, 1551 nt
Organism: Mucor velutinosus
Lineage: Eukaryota; Fungi; Mucoromycota; Mucoromycetes; Mucorales; Mucoraceae
Gene: COG6
Product: Golgi transport complex subunit 6
Exons: 2
Coding region: 1-1551 (516 amino acids)
Biological process (GO): regulation of transcription by RNA polymerase II
Molecular function (GO): RNA polymerase II cis-regulatory region sequence-specific DNA binding; protein dimerization activity; DNA-binding transcription factor activity, RNA polymerase II-specific
Source: RefSeq, a predicted model, not a curated record